Molecule: messenger RNA, 411 nt
Organism: Linum tenue
Lineage: Eukaryota; Viridiplantae; Streptophyta; Magnoliopsida; Malpighiales; Linaceae
Source: the annotation of a GenBank genome assembly
AUGGUGUUCAACAGUGUGAUCGUGCUAUCAGUAGCACACGUGUCGGUAGAGGCAUGGCAGCAAAUUGCUUGCCUCCGAUUGCAAAACCGAUUCACUGCUCCUCAGCUCCUUGAUCUUCUCUGCUGCUUCCCUCUCCAUCAACUCGGUCGCUUCGCUGUUUGCCUCUGGACUUUCCUCUGCUUGCCACCUUCAGAUUCCUUCUACUCCUACUCCUACUCUUCUUCUUCUUCUUCUGCCGAUUCCGAUGACUCCGACGACGGGGGUGAUAUUGUGUUUGUUGUUGCUCGUAAUCCUCUCAGACGAGACGGUGCCUCGUCCUUCUCCUCCUCCGUCUCCGCCUCCACCGUCGCUUCCCCCUACUCCUCCCCCGUCCGUAUUGACGAUUACAUCCACCAUUCCCACUCCGAUUGA